GCAGCGAUGUUCCGCGGCGGCCGGCUGGCCCUGCGGCAGUCCGGGAGGCGGCCGGGCGGCUUCCUCCGUCCUCGCCCUCGCCGGCGACGCUGGGCAGGUCUGAUCAAGCAUUAAAGGAGCAUCACUGACCUGAUAAACGGAUUUUGUUCACCCAAAGGAUGUCUGCAACUGAUUUGGAAAAGUUAGCAGAAAUAGAACUGCAGAAAGAUGAAGCUGAAAAUGCAGGUGCAGAAGAAAUCAGGAGCUUCUCUGCAGCGCAAUCAGACCGAGAAGUUGGAGUAAGCAUGACUCACCCCUACUAUGACGUAGCUCGACAUGGCAUUGUUCACUUUGCAGGUGACGACUAUUUGGGGAGAAAAGUGGUUGCCUUCAGUUCCUGCCGCCUGCCUCCUUCUCACCAGAUCAACCACCACCAGUUAUUAGAAUAUUUGAAGUACACGCUGGAACAGCACGUGGAAAGUGAUUACACACUUGUCUACUUUCACUAUGGACUGAACAGUCGAAACAAGCCAUCCCUGAGCUGGUUGCAAAGUGCCUACCAAGAAUUUGAGCAGAAAUAUAAGAAAAAUCUGAAAGCACUCUACAUUGUGCAUCCCACCAACUUCAUCAGGAUAAUUUGGAAUGUUUUCAAACCUCUGAUCAGUCACAAGUUUGGAAAAAAGGUGAUCUAUGUGAAUCGCUUAAGUGACUUGAGAGACCACCUGAAAUACGAGCACUUGAGCAUCCCUGAAGAAGUUGUUUGGCAUGAUGAAAAUCUCCGGAUGAAACAGAAGAGCAAACCCCCUCCUCCAGCAAAACGUCCCCCACCACGCCCUCCUCUUCCGUCGCAGCAGUUCGGAGUCAGCCUCCAGUACCUCAGAGCUAAAAACAAAGGCGAAUUAAUCCCACCUGUAAUGAAUCACACCGUGGCUUACUUGAAAAAAAGAGGACUUAAAACGGAAGGGCUGUUUCGAAGAUCAGCUGGCAUCCAAACUAUUCAACAGAUUCAGAAACUUUAUAAUCAAGGAAAAACUGUUGAUUUUGAGGAAUAUGGAGAUAUUCACAUCCCUGCAGUAAUCCUGAAGGCUUUGCUCCGAGAACUUCCUGAGCCUUUACUGACCUUCCAGAUGUAUGAUCAGAUCAUUCAAAUCACUAGCGUGGAAAGUAGCUUGCGAGUGACCAGAUGCAAAGAAAUUGUGCAUGGACUUCCUGAGCAAAAUUAUGCUGUGCUGAAAUUUCUGAUGUGUUUUCUCCAUAUGGUGUCUCGGGAAACAAUUUUCAACAAAAUGACCGGUUCUAAUCUCGCUUGUGUCUUUGGUCUGAAUUUAAUCUGGUCACCCAACAGCGCUCCGUCUUUCCGCACACUGGUGCCUAUAAAUCUUUUUGUUGAGCUGUUGAUCGAUUUCUAUCCCAUAAUCUUCAGUUCGAGAACGGUGCCUGGUGAACGGCUGCCUUGAAAAUCAAAAGAAGGGGGUGGUGUAAGGACCCCCC
This is a messenger RNA of Candoia aspera, 1470 nucleotides long. It is a transcript of the gene ARHGAP8, whose product is annotated as Rho GTPase activating protein 8. Bases 159 to 1436 code for a protein of 425 amino acids. Gene Ontology annotation, biological process: small GTPase-mediated signal transduction; negative regulation of endocytic recycling. The record is from RefSeq and is a predicted model, not a curated record. Gene Ontology annotation, molecular function: GTPase activator activity. The transcript is spliced from 13 exons. NCBI's taxonomy places the organism in Eukaryota, Metazoa, Chordata, Lepidosauria, Squamata, Candoiidae. Gene Ontology annotation, cellular component: cytoplasm.